AGCUAAUGAUAAAUCAAAUGAAAGUAUUUGGAUUACGGGACAUUUAAAUUAAUCAUAUGUUAGUUAAAGGUCAUUUAAGGUCACAAAAGGUCAGAUUGGCUUACUUAUGUAAAUAAGACAUGAUGUGGAACAUACCAUGUUUAAAUACAAGUUAGGUGUUAUAAGUAUUUUUUGCAGAGAUUAAGUUUGAGAGUGUGCAUAUCAAGAAUCCGAUGGAUGCUACAGUUCCUUGGCAUCUUGAGGAAUUUUAUUUUUCUGACAUCAUAAACCACACCAACUUUCAGUUUAAAUGUUACUUUAUAUUUAGCAGAAUAAACAUAUAUAUGUGUUUGAAAUCACAUCAGUUAAAAUGCAAAAUAAAAUCCACAUAGGAUCCUAAUAUGAAUCACUGCACAUUUAAAAUGUGUCCAGGGCUAUUAAAGGUCAUAAAAGGUUAAAUUGGGUCAAAGUAAUGCAACAAUGUGGAAUAUAAAUCAUGUUUGGAAUACAAACAAGUCAGGCAUUUUCUAUUCUAGGCUGAAAGUUACGUUGAGUAUGUGCAGAUAAGAAUAUGACAAAGGCUACUUUGGCAACCUUUGGUAACUUUAUUUUCUGACACUAAACCACACCAUUUUCAUAUAGGUCAACCUCUUAAUUAUGACUUAUCUUGUGUACAAUAUAAACAUCAUGUUUGGUAUCAAAAGCUUAUGGAAAAAAGAAUGUACAUUUAAAGGUUAUAAAAAAAACAGUGUUCUCAUUUUGGGUUCUGCAUACUGAUGGAAAAGUAAUUGACAUUAAAGGUAUGGCAUUGCUGUUUGUAGAAAAAAGCUAGCUUUGCACUGAUAAUUCCCUAUCAGGUUGUGAUACCACACUGUGCCAAUUUGGCAAUUAAGGGAAAGUUCUUAAAUUAGACAUCCCAUACUACAACUUCCAGCAAAAAAAUCUCAGUCAUACCCAACUUGACGGUCAUGCAAUAAUUUUCAUCAUAUCUACCUGACUAUUUUGCUGUGAUUAAGUUAAAUGGGAAAGUAUCCUUAAUAAACUGAAGUGGACAUCAUGUUUGCACAAGUUUUCUUUGUUAUGGUAUCAUAAAAUCACUGAAGGUUGUACUUUGCUACUGAGUCGCUUAUUCGUAUGUAUGGAAAAUCCAUUGCUUAAUUUCAGUAAUGAAAUUUGUUUUUUAAUGGAUGAAAAAAAGGCUCAUAAGAAAUAUGGAAACAAAAUUUAACAAAGAAACAAAAUACUUAAUAUACAAAACAGGAAAAAAAAAGACAUGAAAGAAUAUGAAUUCUUGCUCAUAUUUUUAAUAGGGUUAAUUAUAUGAUUAAUAAAAGAAAAUAUUUUCUCUUGUUUUAUCUACAUUAAAUCUAGAUACUACCGUAGUAAUGCAGCUAGAGAGCGGAUCUACUGGCGAUGCCCUAGAGCAAAUUGUGGGGAGACGAUUAUCACAAAUCGGUUCCUUCUAGAUGAACAGAAUCCAGUGAUUCGCAUACUUCGUAAUGUUUUAGAGAAUCACAGCCAUCCCCCAGAAGAUGACCAUAUACGCCGCAGACAAUUCGUAGAUGAAGUUGCUGAUACAAUCCGCCAAGAUCCAACGCUUACAAUCAGAAGAGCUUAUGACACAGUUUUUGAACAUGGCCAUAUCAAUCCGAGAGAGGUUCCUGCGUUUGCUGAAAUUAGGAGUCAGUUACAGAGAGUUAGGGCAUCCUUAUGUCCGCCUGUUCCAAGAAGGAUUGAUGACCUGCAAAUAGAUGGAGUGUGGGCGCAGAGUUGGAACGGGGAGAGGAGGAAGCUUUUCCAUGAUAAUGAGGACGGGGUAGUCUUGUUUGCUACUGAUGAAGAGCUCAUCGCCCUACAGGAAUGUCCUGUCCUUUUUUUUGACGGGACAUUCAGGACAACGCCCAGGCCAUAUGCUCAGAUAGUCUCGGUCCAUGGCCAAUACAGAAAUACUGACUGGAUCAUCCCAUUAGGUAUGGCACUGCUCGGAGGAAAGACCCAAAGACACUACGAGGUGCUGCUCGAGGCCCUUAAAGAUGGUGUCCUUGCCAUCACCGGAAGGAGACUUGAGCCCAGACAAUGUAUCACAGAUUUCGAAGCUGCCUUAAUGAUUGCGAUUCGGGCAGCAUUUCCGCAGACAAGAUCUUAUGGAUGCUACUUUCAUUUUUGUAGUAGUCUAUACCGAAAGAUACAAGAUCUAGGAUUGCAAGUAGCAUAUAGACGCAAUGAAGAUUUGAAGGACUGCGUUAGGAGAAUUAUGGCUAUAGGAUACCUACCACUGGCCCAUGUUCGAGGAUCCUUUGACAACCUGCGCAAUGACCCGGCCACGGUUCGGCUGGUGGCGGAUUUCCCUCAUUUCAAUGAAUUCCUGGACUAUUUCCAGAUUACAUAUCUCAACGGGAAUCUUUUUCCACCGUGUCUGUGGAACGUUCACCAAAGACCAAUGGCACAACGGACCAACAACGCCGUAGAAAGUUUCCAUAGGCGAUGGAAUGCACAGAUAGGAAGAGCUCAUCCAUCCCUCUGGGCAGUAAUUCGUCGCAUGAAGAAGGAAGGAAAGCGGACUGAGUCAUCCUUGGCCAAGGCCCUUCGUGGGGAUCGCCCUCCCAGGAUCAAAAGAAAAUGGAGGAGGUUGGAGAGACGUAUCGACAUACUUAAUGCAAGUCUCCGAGAUGGCGGCCAUACUUUGGCAGAGUACUGGGCAGCUGUUGUUUAUGUAACACAUGAGUUUCAUUAAGCAUGGAUAGUUUUUGUCUCGCCCACCAGAGGUGAAGGCGAGACUUAUAGGGAUCCAAAUGUCGUCGAUCCGUCACAAACCU
Lytechinus variegatus (green sea urchin) is the source of this 2795-nucleotide messenger RNA. RefSeq lists its product as uncharacterized. Bases 1952 to 2713 code for a protein of 253 amino acids. NCBI's taxonomy places the organism in Eukaryota, Metazoa, Echinodermata, Echinoidea, Temnopleuroida, Toxopneustidae. The transcript has 4 exons. The record is from RefSeq and is a predicted model, not a curated record.